Molecule: messenger RNA, 2674 nt
Organism: Sycon ciliatum
Lineage: Eukaryota; Metazoa; Porifera; Calcarea; Leucosolenida; Sycettidae
Product: inositol polyphosphate 1-phosphatase-like
Exons: 4
Coding region: 182-1585 (467 amino acids)
Biological process (GO): phosphatidylinositol phosphate biosynthetic process
Molecular function (GO): inositol-1,4-bisphosphate 1-phosphatase activity
Source: RefSeq, a predicted model, not a curated record
ACGCCCAACGGCAGCUUGUCCAGAUAUCCCAUCCGGAGGAAUAGAAGAGAGAAAACAAAUGCUUGAUCAGAACGAUUAUCUUUCAGAAUAGUAUUCAACCUAAGCUAGAAGGGGUUGCUGGCAGUCUCUAUUUGCCGUAGAUUGUCUCGAAUAACCAAACCCAAGGGAACAGUAGAGAAAGAUGGAGAAAGAAGCUGCAACGACGUCGUGGUCAUCAUUCGUUCGCAGUCUGCUGAGAUGUGGCGAACGAGCAGCUCACAUUGCACGAACGAUUCGCUCUGAGGAAAGUUUGUUUUCACUCCUGAUCGAGGAGAAGACGGGUGCAAGCAAUACCAAGCUGAGCGGAUCCGAUUUCAAAACUCUGGCAGACGUCCUUAUCCAGUGUUGUAUCGAAGCUCAGCUGACACACGAGUAUCCAUGCCUGGCAGGGCGUAUCCAUGGUGAGGAGGAAUCCACGUUCACCAAUCAGCUCGGCGAAAGCAUCCGGGUCGUAGUUGACGUUUGUUCCGACCCCGGCAAUGACGCAGCGCUCCGCUCCUCCGUCGACAGCACAGCGUCGCUGCUGUGCAGCGUUCUUGAUCGUAACCAGACGGCAUCGAGUGCGCUAGCGAGCGCUGUGCACGAGCCGCUAGACACGAGUGCACUGGAAGAUGAGGUAGCGCGGGUCGGUGUUGAGGGCUGUCUCGAUCUGGAUCGCAUCGCAUUCUGGCUGGAUCCUAUUGAUAACACGUCUGGUUACAUUAACAGCGCAGAGUCCGCCGACCAUUCGGACCACGCCGGCAUUCACUGUGUCACCGUCUUGCUUGGUGUGUACGACGUUGCCACGGAAACGCCAAUCGCAGGCGUUGUGGCGCAGCCCUUCUAUCGCCGCAGCGCGAACUGUAGCUCUGACACCAGCAGCAGCAAAGGAUCUGAUUGCUGCUGGAACGGUCGGACAUUGUGGGGUGUUUCUGACGGUGACACACGGUUUCAUUCGGAGUCACUAAAGCAAGCGACACAACGAACAGCACCAAGCAACGGUCACAUCACCGUUAUCGGUAGUCGCCACGAACGCUCUUCUCUCGUUCGCUGCCUGGAGUCCACAGGAAAUGCCGAGGUGACCGAGAACCAAGCUACAUCAUCAGAAGAGCAGACAUCCCCUUCAGAGAACUCUGCGACGUCAUCAGCAAAGACGUCGUUGUCGUCGUCGCCAUCGGAAUUGUCGUCGUCGAGCGGUUGUCGUGGCGUGAGGUUUGUCAGCGGGCACGGUGCCGGUUACAAGGCUCUAUGCGUUGCCACUGGCGACGCCGACGCUUAUCUGCUGUCAACGCCGUCGACAUACAUGUGGGAUACGUGUGCGGUGCAGGCCGUCUUGUCCAGUAUGGGUGGUGUGAUUGUGAACUACACCGACGCGCUACACUCCGUCGUGUCAUGCGGUCACGUUCCCGAUUGGUCGGCGCUCCGACUACGGUACAGUUUCACCGGCAUCCCAGGAGAGGACGCACCCAAGCGUUGGUGUAACACGCGUGGCUUGCUUGCGGUGCGUGAUGUCUCCCUGGGGAAGCACCUGCUCUCGCUCUGCCCUGCUGCACAGGGGGCUACGUAGCGCCAUGAUGAUUCUUGUUACAUUGUCCGUCUGUGAACUGUCUUCUACCGUGUGCUUUCCUUCUCAUUGUCCUUCUACGGACUGUGUGCUGCUGCUACUGUUAGUGGUGGUGGUGCUGAUGGCACCCCUCAGCAGUUGUGUUUGGAGGCAGAGUUGGCGAUCAUCAACCACUGCCGUUUCCCUUCGCGUCCGUCCGAUGACAGUCACAACCCGUCGGGAACUUGUUUGUGCUUAGUCUAGUCUUUGCUGUGCGGCACUGCAAGACAACUUGAGGUCAACAACUACGAUAUUUAGCCCCAGUGUGGAUCAGCCUGGGGUUUUUUUCUUUCUUUCAUGACUUGGCAACGGACGGCUUUCCGUAUCGGUUCCAAUUUAUUUCUCUUUCUUGUCGCAUCACUCCACUUGAAGGGCAGAUACUAUUUUUGACUGAAUCCACAGAAGAGAGAGAGAGAGAGAGAGAGAAAAGAGAGAGAAAAGAGAGAGAAAAGAGAGAGAAAAGAGAGAGAAAAGAGAGAGAAAAGAGAGAGAGAGAGAGAGAGAGAGAGAGAGAGAGAGAGAGAGAGAGAGAGAGAGAGAGAGAGAGAGAGAGAGAGAGAGAGAGGCCAGAUGGCAGAUGGCAGAUACUAAACCCCUGCUUUCUUGUUCAUAUCUAGUAUUUUUUGUUUUGUUUAUGUACGAGUAUUUGUUGGCAAAGCUAACGCAGAAGAGACGCUAUUUGACGGUGCCAUCCAAACAGCUUAUUCUGUAUAGACUCGGUUUCGCCUAUGGAAGCAAACAACUUUAUUUUAUUUUAAUACCUUGAUCUUUUUUAUUGUAUUUCAAAGUGACUUUAUUUACUGUCCGAUAUGUUCCUGUCGUACUAACACAUGCAGUACUAGUAUACAUUGUGUUACUUGGAAGUAUUUACCGCCUUGCAGUGAGUGGGCAGUUGUGAAUGGCAUACUCUCAGCAGCUGACCCUCAACUCCUGCUGCACUGUUCCAUGGGUUAUUUAUUAUGCUCUACUGCAGCAUCUGUGGAUCACAUGGCCGUCUACUUCUCUCUGCACCACGUGUUAUUUGCUUUUUUCCAGCGUUUGUGAAUCACUACU